Molecule: messenger RNA, 4931 nt
Organism: Synchiropus splendidus (mandarinfish)
Lineage: Eukaryota; Metazoa; Chordata; Actinopteri; Syngnathiformes; Callionymidae
Gene: cgnl1
Product: cingulin-like 1
Exons: 20
Coding region: 287-4186 (1299 amino acids)
Cellular component (GO): myosin complex
Source: RefSeq, a predicted model, not a curated record
GGGGGCGGGUCCUCCUGAAGCUGUCUACCAGAAAGCAGCAACAGGACCAAAUAAGUUGGCUAAACUGUGUCCCGGGCUCUUUGUACUGCCACUGUGAUUCACUGUAAAGCUAAACUUUUUCAUUUCAAUUACUUAACAGGACAGAACAAAAGCGGAAAAGGCGACGCCGAGUCUGCAUGAGGGGUGCGCUAUUCAUUCAGUCCAGUUGAGGGUGAGACGCCAGUCUGCACAGAAAGGAAGGUCACCUGACCCAGGGAGAGGGAUUUAUUUUCCUUCUGCAUUCCUGAUGGAGUCAUACAGAGUGACUGGCGUCCCAACCAGCGGACCACAGCGAGGCUACACACAACCAACUCGUUCCACAAGGCUUCAGAGCAAUGGAAGUGGAACUUACGGCCUGAGUAUUCGGGUCCAAGGAAUAGAUGGGCACCCUUAUGUGGUCCUCAACAACCAGGACAGAGGACCUCACCCGUACUUGGACCCCAACAGCAAUGGCUAUGUGGAUGCGGAGGGUUCUUUCAUCGACCACUAUCAGGAGUAUGAGUUCAGAGGAGACAAGGAUGCUGGUUUGCACAGCCCCUUCAUGGAGUACCGUUCCCAGAGUAUGAUGCAUCAUUCGGGAUCUCAGAAUGGAGUCGCAGAUGGAAAGAGAUCUGCGAACCUCCUGAACUUUCAGAAACAUCCUGAGCUGCUGCAGCCGUAUGAUCCUGAAACAAACUCUCUGAAUCUCCAUGGCUUCCACAGCCUCCCCUCCAAGACUUUGUCUCCGACAGAAACGGGAAACAAACAAAGCAGUUCCUCGACAUCAUCUCAUGUGAGGUCUUCAAGCAUGGACCAGAAAGGUGCCCCUGCUGACUCAGCGAGAAAGCCUCUUCCCUUCCAGAGCCAGACUGACGAUGUCCUUCCAAAGCCUAAGUAUCAGUCUUUGUCCAAGGAUCCGCAGAUGAAACCUCAGCCACAAGUGGCUCAGCCACAGUCCAAACCUCGCCUGUCACAUCCACCUCAAGCAAAGCAGCCCUCCAGAACUCAAGCUUCUUUCAAUCCAAUGUCUUCUAUCCAAACACCGUCCAGUGGGUCAAACACCUCGAGUGACCAAAGCAAGGCCAGCCAAUGCAGGUCCCCCAGCUCGAUAAGCAGCACCAGCUCCAGCCUUGAGCGAUCUCGCCGUGAGCCUGACGUUCUUCCACUCAGGAAGGUCGACUCCAGUGGCCCUGUUCUUCAGUCCUCCUCACGAUCCCGCCACUCUUCUUCCUCUUCCUCUUCAAAACCCUUUGUGGAUGAGAUGGAGGCUCUAUACGCUGACACCAUCAACCGCCACGAGAACCGCCGCUACAUUCCUUUCUCUCCUGGUUCUGGCAGGGAUAUUGACACUGGUUCCAUUCCCGGCGUCGACCAGCUCAUCGAAAAGUUUGAUGGCAAAGAUGCAAGCCACCAGCGGAGGGGUCGGGCUGGCCGCAGAAACCGGAUCAACCCAGAAGACAGAAAGCGCUCCCACAGUGUUGAUAGUGCUCUUGGUCUACGGAAAGGCUCCAGCUACCUGGACGAGUUCAGUCAGAGCCAAGGAACCUCACGCGAGCACGUCCUGCGCCCCUCGCUGCUCCGUCUGCAGAGGAGAGCCGAAAGCCAGGACUCACUGGAAGACUAUUCCGGAUCUAGAGGCCUGUAUGCAGCCACAAGUGCCCCGGGCUCACCACAGGACACCGUGUCUAAAGGUGUCGGCUUCAUCCAGGGAUACAGGAAGCCCCAGAGUCGAUCUGUGGCUUCACUUCCGUUCCACAGAAAGGAUAAUGAGGACACAGCCGCGGUAAAAAUUUCCACCUCAUCACUUUCAACGUCACUAUCCAAAUUGUCUUCUACUGGUGACAAAAAAUCUGCUGGUGCAGAAGUACAGUCGACACCAGAUCUACUGAAAGGUCAGCAGGAAAUAUCACAUGAAGAGACAGCAAAACAGAUUCUGUUCAACUACCUGAAGGACGGAAGCAAUGAUAGCGAUGAAACCACCAAGAGAAAGGUCAACCUCGUCUUUGAGAAGAUUCAGACUCUCAAGUCUCGGGCCACAGCGGGAGCCCAGAGCGAUCACAAGGUGGUGGAUGUUGCGGCGCAGACCAAAGUGCUGCAGGAGCAGAAGGUUGUGCUGGAAAAAGAAAUGGCGGAACUCAAGCUGCAAAUAGAAGAACAGAGCUCGAAAAAUCAGUCUGACCGGAAGAUGAGUGCCAAUCUCCGGGAGCUACAGCAGGAGUUGGACCGGAUCACAGAGGAGUCCAAGCGUUUGAAGGAGAAGCUUAUCAAAGCAGAAAGUGAACUACAGUCUACUGUUGAAGAGCUGUUCCAGGUGAAGAUGGAGAGGGAACAGUACCAGACAGAGAUCAGAGACCUGCAGGACCAGCUGUCAGAGAUGCACGAUGAGCUUGACUCUGCUAAGAAGUCAGCUGUUGACGGAGAGAAGGACGCUAUUAUGGCGGACAUGAUGCAACUCAAGCUGGAGAUGCAGGAGGUUUUGUUGGCGAAGGAAGAUCAAGAGGAGGUGCUGAGGAGACGUGAAAGAGAGCUGACGGCCCUCAAAGGAGCCUUGAAGGAGGAGGUGGCAGCCCACGAUCAGGAGGUGGACAAAAUGAAGGAGCAGUAUGAGAAAGAGAUAAACCGACUGCAAGCGUCUUUGGAGGAGGCCAAGCAGAGCAGCACAGCAGUGGUCCUGGAGAAGGCUGAGAUGGAGGCAGCCAAGGGGGCACUGGAAGGUCAGGCAGGACGGCUGAACCAGGAGGCUGAGAGGCUCCGCAAAACAGCACAAGAGCUGGAAAAUGAAGUCGCCAAACUCAACCGAAUCAUUGAUGAAGCAAAGUUGCAGGAAAACAGGCUCGCGGAGCGAGUCAGCCGUCUGGAGAGGGAGAAGAAACAGUUGGAGGAGUCUUUGGCUGAAAUCAAGGAGCAAGAGGAGGAGAUGUCUCGUGCCAACCGGGCGUUGACUUUACGACUUGAAGAUGUGCAGAGAAAUUAUACCAAACUCAGUCUCGUGCACAAGGAGACUGAGGAGCGGCUACAGCAAGAGAAGGACCAGAAGGAGCAGUUCAAGACCAUGAAGAAUGACAUUGAGGAUGAGAGGAGGCUGCUGGACCGGACUGUGGAGAAGCUGCAGAGAGAGAUGAACGAUAUAGUGGAGGCAUCUCAGUCGUCCACAGUCGAGCUGCAAGAGCAAAUCAACGUCUACAAAGAGAAGAAUCGCCGUGAGCUGUCUGAUCUGCAGAGGCUGCUGGAUGAACGAGGACACGAGCUGGAUACGUAUCUUCUGACAACCAAGACUCUGCAAGAAGAGCUGUCCCACCGUGAGGACGAGCUGCAGCUGUGUGAGCAGGAGCGGCGCGAGGCCUCGCUCAAAGUCACAAUGCUGGAGAAGAAGCUUCAUGACCUGGAAGCGGAGGUGCAGUCCAACUCUCACGCUAAAGAGGACAAAUCCAAGCAGAUCAAGCUGAUGCAGGACAGGAUCGCUCAGCUGGAGUUAGACCUCGACGAGGAGCGUCAAAGUGGAGACCAGCUGAUGGACAGAAUAGACAGAGGAAGAGAGCAGGUGGAGCAGAUAAGGAAUGAACUGCUGCAGGAGCGGGCCUGCAGACAGGACCUGGAGUGUGACAAGAUGGCUCUGGAGAGACAGGCCAAAGACCUGAAAAGCAGAGUGUCUCAUCUGGAGGGCUCGCAGAAGUCCAGUAAGGAAGGUCUGGUGACCCAGCUGGAGGAACGCAUCCAGGAGCUGGAGGAGCGGCUUGAGGGGGAGGAGAGGGAGCGAGCGAACCUCCAGCUGGUGAACCGCAGACUGGAGAGGAAGGUGAAGGAGGUGAUGAUGCAGGUUGAGGAGGAACACAACACCAUGCAGGACCAGAAGGACCAACUGAACCUGCGUCUGAAGGCCUUGAAGAGGCAGAUGGACGAGGCUGAGGAGGAGAUCGACCGACUGGAGCACAGCAAGAAGAAGCUGCAGAGAGACCUGGAUGAGCAGCAGGAAGCCAACGAGCAGCUCCAGAGUCAGCUCAAGACUCUUCGGAGUGAAAUCCGGCGUAAAAGCAACUCUGCUCCGUUACUCAACGAUGAUGACGACGACGACGAUAUCAGCACGGACGGGGAAACCUACUUCAGCUCCUCGCUGGGCUACAAGCGCUCGGCCAGUCAGGACAACAUCCUGUCCAGCUUCGCCCUGUGAGAGCGGAGAGGAACCUGGACCUGCAGAGAGGACUGCAGAUAUAUGACACUGAACAAAUGUGCGGGGAAUCCAUUUUAUUUUUGUAUAUUUGUGAUGAUUUCACUUUUCCGGAGUUGAUCUGAAAGUCUGUCAGUAUUACUCAUGCAGCUCUUUUCAAAGAUAAUGUAAAUAGUGUGUCAACUGUUUCACUUUUUUUUAAGAUUAACACAUUAUUUACACUCAGACCAACAAAUAACCUGUCACUGCCGCCACUGCCUUUUAGAACAACAACUUUUAGUCACGUUUUUUACUUGUUAAUUUCCGUGUUAUGUUUGCUAUACUCCUUUUUUUUUUUUUUUAAUCAGUGGAAAUUUUAUGUAGUUCUGGGAUGUCCUUUAUUUAUUCACAUGCCACCUCAGGAGGGAAACACGAACGAGGGACUCUUUUUAUACGCUCUCAAUAUUCAUUUAGUCAUGGCUGUCGGCUUAUUUCUGUCCCACAAAAUAACUGCGGUCAUAUGAUGCUUUUAUUUCUUCAAUGACCAGCUAUUCUACACUAACACGCUAUUGUUUUUGUUACCCAUUUUUAAAUUUAUGCGAAACUCAAGUCAAAGAAUGGCCCGUGAUGACUCGACAAUCAUGCUUGUGUUAACUUGCACUCUCCAUUUCUGGAAAUAGGCGCGUAGAGAGUGGAACAAGCCGCUACCUCUCUGUACACAUGUAUAUCCGCACGACUCCUGCUGAAACUGAAAUAAAACUUGUGUAUU